UGAACGUGGUUUUAGUAUAAGACAAGCCGACUACGCGAACUUUCACAGUUUGUUACUACCGCAUUUCGUUGUUAGUAGGUGGGUAAUAGGCUUUGUAAAAGUCGUCGUGGUGCAAUUUGUGAAUAUUUGUUUUGAGCUCUUUGGAAUUAAAUCCUAAGAACCAUGACUCUAGUCCAGCCUUCUCCCGAAAUGCAAAUUCAUAUCAGAAAAGCCCUCAACGAAGAUGUAAACACAAGACAAUCGGAUUUAGAGCACAUCAAGGAAUGGUUAUUGAAGCAACCCCAUUUACCGGACACUUGGGAUGAAGAUAGAUUAAUGACCUUCCUCAGAGGAUGCAAAUUUUCCCUGGAAAAAACCAAACAAAAACUGGACAUGUACUUCACAAUGCGGACAGCCUGUCCAGACUUUUUCUCCAAUCGGGAUAUUAACAGACCAGAAUUGCAACUCAUUGCAAAUAUUGGUCUUAUACCACCGUUGCCAGGCUUAACCAAAGACGGUAAACGUAUAAUCGUCAUGCGCGGUAAAGACCCUUCAGUCGAAACACCCCCACUAUCCGACGUUGCCAAGCUUGUCUUGAUGAUCGGAGACAUACGAUUGGCUGCUGAAGAAACUGGAGUCGCUGGUGAUGUUUACAUUUUAGAUGCCAGCGUUGCCACUAUCAGUCAUUUUUCCAAGGUUUCACCUAGUGUGGCUAAAAGGUUUUUGGUUUGUGUCCAAGAAGCUUAUCCAGUUAAACUCAAAGAAGUCCACGUGGUCAACGUUUCCCCAUUGGUAGACACCAUAGUCCAAUUUGUUAAGCCUUUCCUCAAAGAAAAAAUCAGGAACCGUAUCCAUUUGCACUCCUCUUUCGAUACUCUCCACGAAAUGGUGCCCAAAGAUAUCUUGCCAGAAGAAUACGGCGGUUCCGCUGGAAAGCUUCAGGAUUUCCAUGAUGCCUGGAUGAAAAAAGUAGCUGAUUACGGACCAUGGUUCCAGGCUCAAGAAGACAUCAAGGCUGACGAAUCUAAACGCCCAGGAAAACCCACCAAUUACGACGAUCUUUUUGGAAUCGAUGGAAGUUUUAGACAAUUGAAAAUCGAUUAAUCUCAGGAAAAAAAUGGCGAAUAUAUUAUUUGUAUUGAUAUUAGUUAGGGUGUUGAUGAAAAUUACCAAAUAUUUGUCUGUCCCUGCCCUAUGUAUUUUUAUAUCUUUCAUUUGGAUUCUAUAGGCAUAUUUUUUUUUGUAUUUCUGCUCACUUUUGUUACCAUUAAAUAAAUAUUUACUUUUAAUGCUG
Messenger RNA from Ceutorhynchus assimilis (cabbage seed weevil), 1273 nucleotides. Lineage: Eukaryota; Metazoa; Arthropoda; Insecta; Coleoptera; Curculionidae. The record is from the annotation of a GenBank genome assembly.